Messenger RNA from Ilex paraguariensis (yerba mate), 405 nucleotides. Lineage: Eukaryota; Viridiplantae; Streptophyta; Magnoliopsida; Aquifoliales; Aquifoliaceae. The record is from the annotation of a GenBank genome assembly.
AUGAAUACAAUGAUGAAGUUUGCAUCUUUUGAGACUAUUGUGGAGCUCCUUUACAAGUACGCUAUCCCAACUCCAAAAGAACAGUGUAGCAAGCCUUUUCAGCUUGGAGUGAGUUUUGCUGGUGGAUAUGUUGCGGGUGUAUUCUGUGCCAUCGUAUCACACCCUGCUGAUAACCUGGUCUCUUUUCUCAACAAUGCCAAGGGGGCAACUGUGGGUGAUGCUGUGAAGAAGAUGGGCUUAUGGGAACUGUGUACUCGUGGUCUUCCUCUUCGUAUAGUCAUGAUCGGAACCCUUACUGGAGCUCAGUGGGGUAUCUAUGAUGCUUUUAAAGUUUUUGUUGGGCUGCCAACUACUGGAGGUGUGGCUCCUGCUCCUGCUCCUGCUGCUGUGUCCGCGAAGAUGUGA